This is a messenger RNA of Meloidogyne enterolobii, 882 nucleotides long. Lineage: Eukaryota; Metazoa; Nematoda; Chromadorea; Rhabditida; Meloidogynidae. The record is from the annotation of a GenBank genome assembly.
AUGGAAUUAACUAAAAAUGAGGAAAAAAAGCCGCCGCCACUCGUUGAAAUAUUUUUGGACCCAAAUUCUUUGGAUUCCCUAUCAAAUUCUUUAUCCUCAACAACAACCUCAAAAAACUUUUUUUCAACAGGAUUUUCAAAAGUUUUCCACACAAGGACUCGUUUUUUGAUGAUGAUACUUUGUUUGUUGUGUUUAGCCUCUGUUUGGUCAAAUAUUUUGUGUUUUAAUUUUGCUUUAAUUUGUAUUGACCAUGCUGAGGGGAUUGAGAUGGAAGCUGUGGAACAACAACAACAAAUAAAUGGAAGUGAUGGAAGUAUGUCACUAUUGGAGAGUGUAACUGAAAAUGAAAGUUUUGGAACAAAUUCUUCUUUUUCUACUUUGGACAACAAUAAUUCGACACUUAAUAAUAACAGCAAAACACCACCAAGACUACACUUUACUGCUAGACAACGAAUUUUUCUUACGUCAACAGUUGCAUUGGCUGCUUUAAUUUCCAACUUUGCUGUUGUCUCUUUGGUAAACCAUUGUGGAAUCAGAACAGUUUUUGCAUGCUUGGGAAUGCUUUCAGCUUUAUCCACUUGUCUUUUGCCAGCUGCUAUUGAACUUGGGUUUUACUAUGUUUUAGCCUGUCGAUUUCUUCAAGGCUCAUUCACUUCAAAAUGGACAUAUUAUAAACAAAACGGCCUUUUCGUUUCUGCCUUAGUUGCCUAUGUUCAAUUAGCACCAGCAAUUACUAUGCCAGUAAGCGGUGCUCUUUGUGAAUUACUUGGUUGGCCUUCAGUUUUCUUUGCGCAUGGUGGUGCUUGUUCUAUUCUUUUCUCCCUAUGGGCCUUAUUUUUUAGAAAUAGCCCAAGUAAUAUUUUUAGUUUCAUGUUGUUUUAA